CCUCUUUGGGCUCUAAGGAGCAGAGUCGCGCGCUCCUAGGACCUCUGGGAGGACCAGGAUGGGCGCCUACAAGUAUGUCGAAGAGCUGUGGAAGAAGAAGCAGAGCGAUGUGCUCCGCUUCCUGCUGCGCGUGCGGUGCUGGGAGUUCAGGCAGCUGCCCGGCAUUGUGCGCCUGACGCGGCCCAGCCGCCCCGACAAGGCCCGCCGCAUGGGCUUCAAGGCCAAGCAGGGCUACGUGGUGUAUAGGGUCCGCGUGCGCCGCGGUGGCCGCAAGAAGCCUGUGUCCAAGGGCAUUGUGUACGGCAAGCCGGUGCACCAGGGUGUGACGCAGCUGAAGCCCACCCGCAACCUGCAGAACAUUGCAGAGGAGCGGGUGGGCCGUAAGUGCGGCGGCCUGCGUGUGCUGAACAGCUACUGGGUCAACCAGGACGCGGUGUACAAGUACUUUGAGGUGAUCCUGGUGGACCCCGCGCACAAGGCCAUCCGCAAGGACGCCCGUGUCAACUGGAUCUGCAACCCCGUGCACAAGCACCGCGAGCAGCGCGGCCUGACCAGCGCCGGCAAGAAGUACCGCGGCCUGGUGGGCAAGGGCCACCUCCACCACAAGGCCCGCCCCAGCCGCCGCGCCGUGUGGCGCAAGAACAACUCCAUUGUCCUGCGCCGCUACCGCUAGGCGGCGGCGCGCAGGGAGGCGUCCACGGCCCUGCGCGGCCUCGGUGGCGGCACCGCGGCGGCGUGGGUGCUGCUGGCGUUGGAUGGUCGCGGCAGGAUGGAUGUGUUUUCGCGAGGGUGCCACGGUGGCGCCCGCGACGCCAGGCCGUGCGUGCCUGCUGCCGUGGCAGCGACUCGGGGCCCGCUGUCUCGUUAUUGCAGAGUGCUUCAUGUAACAGCGGGCCUGCUGC
Molecule: messenger RNA, 902 nt
Organism: Chlorella variabilis
Lineage: Eukaryota; Viridiplantae; Chlorophyta; Trebouxiophyceae; Chlorellales; Chlorellaceae
Exons: 6
Coding region: 59-673 (204 amino acids)
Biological process (GO): cytoplasmic translation
Cellular component (GO): cytosolic large ribosomal subunit; ribosome
Molecular function (GO): RNA binding; structural constituent of ribosome
Source: RefSeq, a predicted model, not a curated record